AUGAAAAUUAUCUACGAGUAUAAAAAGGAGCACUACGAAUUGGAGGUCGACGAGCGGAAUGCAGACGAUUACAUCAUCGACGCCUUAGAAAAAAAUUCGAAAAAGCGUAACAGCGAUGAUUCCCUUUACGACAGUGAGACGCAGGUCGAGUUUCUUAACUUCUUGCAGUUCCACACAGAACGUGGAACGAAUUUUGCAUAUAAGGAAGGAAAUGGAAGCAGAAGGCAAGUGGGAAAAAGUACCCAGGUGUGUAGCGAUGAUCAAGGGGAAAAUAAAUCGUUGCUAAUGUAUGUCGACUAUUUCGAGAAGGCAGGUUACAUAGUGAGGAGGGGAGAUAUUUAUGGAGCACAUUUUUUACUUUACCUAGACGGUGAACAAUAUACUCACGCUGUUUACGUUGUGUAUAGCGUGCGUAGAGACCAUGUGAUUAGAGAUCUCAUUCGCAUGUUGAGGGUAUCACGUAGCGUGAAAAAAAACGUCAUCUUAAUAUUGCGGACAGGGAGAGAAACAUCAGAUCUGUCAGAUAACAUCGUUUACGUGAAGGUUUACUCUUAUAAAUAG
Molecule: messenger RNA, 561 nt
Organism: Plasmodium knowlesi strain H
Lineage: Eukaryota; Apicomplexa; Aconoidasida; Haemosporida; Plasmodiidae
Product: tRNA-splicing endonuclease, putative
Exons: 1
Coding region: 1-561 (186 amino acids)
Biological process (GO): tRNA splicing, via endonucleolytic cleavage and ligation
Molecular function (GO): tRNA-intron lyase activity; nucleic acid binding
Source: RefSeq, a predicted model, not a curated record